AUGUGGCACGGGUCAAAAAAUCUUGGGAAAAAGAUCGUCCAGGCAAGUCAAAAGAAGAGCUGCAAAAGUCUUGUAACCUGGACAAAAGACAUUUGCAAUCAUUUUUGGUUUUGUGCUAAGACUGCAUCAACCUUCAAUGAUUUUUUUGACAUAAGAAAUGCUGAUGGUGAAGUGGAGUAUAAGAGGUUAUUCAACAAGAAGUCACGUCAGUGGAGACUUUACGCUCUUAGAGUUGAGAAGGACUAUGCAUACAUUGAACUCCAGAGGGCCAUCCUUCAGUGCAGGAUAUCUUCUGGGAAAGGCAUGCCAAAAAAGAUGCCACAAAGGCAUGACGACCCUCUACUGGCAUAUGGACUUCUCCCUGCAGUUCCACGUCCACCGAAAGAGGAACUCUUGCAGACCCAAGUCAGCAGAGGAAUAGGGAAAGAAGUCCAAAAGUGA
This is a messenger RNA of Knipowitschia caucasica, 441 nucleotides long. The record is from the annotation of a GenBank genome assembly. Lineage: Eukaryota; Metazoa; Chordata; Actinopteri; Gobiiformes; Gobiidae.